AUGGACACAGAAUACAUGCCAGUGGCAGCCUACAAAAGUGCAGUGGUACAGGUGAAAGAGUUACUGAAGAGCCUUGAGCUGAAGGAACCAAUUGGAAAGUCAGCACUUGUGUGGCAUAAUAAUCAAGCAGAAAUUACAUUAUUCAAGUGUCAUCUAAAUAAAUCAAGAACAAAACAUGUUGCCAUGGAACACAAUUUCAUAAGGGAGAAAGUAAUGAAUGGAAUGACUGCCAUUCGAUACAUUUUGAUGGACAAAAAUAGAGCAGACUAUUUAACACAGCUACUGAACCAUAAUAUUUAUGACACCAUUGUAAAAACAAAGUAUUACAUUGAAAUGAUAUGUGUGGUCACUUUUGGAUAUCAUUUUGAAGAGGAAUGGAAGGGGGCAGUGUUAAAGAGUUAA
This is a messenger RNA of Schistocerca cancellata (South American locust), 402 nucleotides long. RefSeq lists its product as uncharacterized. NCBI's taxonomy places the organism in Eukaryota, Metazoa, Arthropoda, Insecta, Orthoptera, Acrididae. The coding region runs from base 1 to 402 and encodes 133 amino acids. The record is from RefSeq and is a predicted model, not a curated record. The transcript has a single exon.